CUUUGGCUUAGUUAAGUCCGCCCUAAGAUGUCACUAAGCUCCGCCCUGCGCGUGCACGGAGCACUAUAAAAGCCAGUCCCGAGGACGCGCUGUGGAGGCGGUUGCCUGGUCGUGCAGUAUGGCUGCCCUGGAUACAGUGGCUGAGGUCCUCAUAGACCCCGACGGCAUUUUCAAGUACAUCCUGGUGAGGGUGAAGGAGCCCGCGAGUGAGCAGCACCGUGACAUUGUGAGGGGAACCAGCAGCGCUGAGUAUCACAGUAAGCGCCCUCUGCCAGGCUCUGGGCGGGGUCUGCUUCACCUGCCGGAGUUACGCAGUGACGUCACCACGCCUUGUCUAUAAAUAGUGUGAGCAUGUGCUGGCCGUGUAUGGAGGGCCCACAGUGUGAGCCACACCUUCUAUGGAGAGAGUGCUCUUAGGGGCCCACAGUGUGAGCCACACCUUCUAUGGAGAGAGUGCUCCUAGGGGCCCACAGUGUGAGCCAAACCUUCUAUGGAGAGAGUGCUCCUAGGGGCCCACAGUGAGCCAAACCUUCUAUGAGAGAGUGCUCCUAGGGGCCCACAGUGAGCCAAACCUUCUAUGGAGAGAGUGCUCCAAGGGGCCCACAGUGUUAGCCAAACCUUCUAUGGAGAGAGUGCUCCUAGGGGCCCACAGUGUGAGCCAAACCUUCUAUGGAGAGAGUGCUCCUAGGGGCCCACAGUGUGAGCCAAACCUUCUAUGGAGAGAGUGCUCCUAGGGGCCCACAGUGUGAGCCAAACCUUCUAUGGAGAGAGUGCUCCUAGGGGCCCACAGUGUGAGCCAAACCUUCUAUGGAGAGAGGGGCCCACAGUGUGAGCUAAACCUUCUAUGGAGAGAGUGCCCUAGGGGCCCACAGUGUGAGCCAAACCUUCUAUGGAGAGAGUGCUCCUAGGGGCCCACAGUGUGAGCCAAACCUUCUAUGGAGAGAGUGCUCAGGGGCCCACAGUGUGAGCCACACCUUCUAUGGAGAGAGAGCUCCUAGGGGCCCACAGUGAGCCAACCCCUCUAUGGAGAGAGUGCUCCUAGGGGCCCACAGCGUGAGCCACACCUUCUAUGGAGAGAGUGCUCCUAGGGGCCCACAGCGUGAGCCACACCUUCUAUGGAGAGAGUGCUCCUAGGGGCCCAGAGCGUGAGCCACACCUUCUAUGGAGAGAGUGCUCCUAGGGGCCCACAGCGUGAGCCACACCUUCUAUGGAGAGAGUGCUCCUAGGGGCCCACAGUGAGCCACCUUCUAUGGAGAGAGUGCUCCUAGGGGCCCACAGUGUGAGCCAAACCUUCUAUGGAGAGAGUGCUCCUAGGGGCCCACAGUGUGAGCCACACCUUCUAUGGAGAGAGUGCUCCUAGGGGCCCACAGUGUGAGCCACUCCUUCUAUGGAGAGAGUGCUCCUAGGGGCCCACAGUGAGCCAAACCUUCUAUGAGAGAGUGCUCCUAGGGGCCCACAGUGAGCCAAACCUUCUAUGGAGAGAGUGCUCCUAGGGGCCCACAGUGUUAGCCAAACCUUCUAUGGAGAGAGUGCUCCUAGGGGCCCACAGUGUGAGCCAAACCUUCUAUGGAGAGAGUGCUCCUAGGGGCCCACAGUGUGAGCCAAACCUUCUAUGGAGAGAGUGCUCCUGAGGGAGAGAGGCCCCUAGGGGCCCCACAGUGUGAGCCAUGAGACCUAGGGGUCACCAGGAGAGAGUGCUACAGUGUGAGCCUUCUAUGGAGAGAGUGCCACAGUGUAGGGGCCCACAGUGUGAGCCACCUUCUAUGGAGAGAGGGGCCCACAGCUGAGCCUUUCUAUGGAGAGAGUGCCCAGGGGCCCAGUGGAGAGAGUGAGGGGCCACAGUGUGAGCCAACCUUCUAUGGAGAGAGUGCUCCUAGGGGCCCACAGUGAGCCACACCUUCUAUGGAGAGAGUGCUCCUAGGGGCCCACAGUGAGCCAAACCUUCUAUGGAGAGAGUGCUCCUAGGGGCCCACAGUGUGAGCCACACCUUCUAUGGAGAGAGUGCUCCUAGGGGCCCACAGUGUGAGCCAAACCUUCUAUGGAGAGAGUGCUCCUAGGGGCCCACAGUGAGCCAAACCUUCUAUGAGAGAGUGCUCCUAGGGGCCCACAGUGUUAGCCAAACCUUCUAUGGAGAGAGUGCUCCUAGGGGCCCACAGUGUGAGCCAAACCUUCUAUGGAGAGAGUGCUCCUAGGGGCCCACAGUGUGAGCCACACCUUCUAUGGAGAGAGUGCUCCUAGGGGCCCACAGUGUGAGCCAAACCUUCUAUGGAGAGAGUGCUCCUAGGGGCCCACAGUGUGAGCCAAACCUUCUAUGGAGAGAGUGCUCCUAGGGGCCCACAGUGUGAGCCAAACCUUCUAUGGAGAGAGUGCUCCUAGGGGCCCACAGUGUGAGCCAAACCUUCUAUGGAGAGAGUGCUCCUAGGGGCCCACAGUGUGAGCCACACCUUCUAUGGAGAGAGUGCUCCUAGGGGCCCACAGUGUGAGCCACACCUUCUAUGGAGAGAGUGCUCCUAGGGGCCCACAGUGUGAGCCACUCCUUCUAUGGAGAGAGUGCUCCUAGGGGCCCACAGUGAGCCAAACCUUCUAUGGAGAGAGUGCUCCUAGGGGCCCACAGUGAGCCAAACCUUCUAUGGAGAGAGUGCUCCUAGGGGCCCACAGUGUGAGCCAAACCUUCUAUGGAGAGAGUGCUCCUAGGGGCCCACAGUGUGAGCCAAACCUUCUAUGGAGAGAGUGCUCCUAGGGGCCCACAGUGUGAGCCAAACCUUCUAUGGAGAGAGUGCUCCUAGGGGCCCACAGUGUGAGCCAAACCUUCUAUGGAGAGAGUGCUCCUAGGGGCCCACAGUGUGAGCCACACCUUCUAUGGAGAGAGUGCUCCUAGGGGCCCACAGUGUGAGCCACACCUUCUAUGGAGAGAGUGCUCCUAGGGGCCCACAGUGUGAGCCACACCUUCUAUGGAGAGAGUGCCCCUAGGGGCCCUCAGUGUGAGCCAAACCUUCUAUGGAGAGAGUGCUCCCAGGGGCCCACAGUGUGAGCUGUGUUCAUCCCCCUAGGGGCCCCCCUCCCUGCUGUAACAAUGUAUGGAGAGGGGUUUCUAACAAGUCUGGGAGAGCUGCUCUUACCAUGUAUAAAUAGUAAAUACAAUGGGGUUAAGAGAAAUGGCUUAUGCUAUUUUUAAAAUUCCUUUUUUUUUCACUCAGAUCAUAUAUUUGAAAAAAUAAAUCCUGAUCUACAAGCGGCAGGUUUUGAAUGUACAGUUCUUGGAGGAGGAAAAAUUGAACAUAAUAGUAAAGAGAAAAAAAUCCGUGUGUUUGGCGAAUCUACGGUAGGUUUGAGUCAUGUUGUUUGUUUUGUAGAUAAUUUUACUCCUCUCUGUUCCAGUUAUUGCAUAAAUUGUAUACUAUAAAAGGUGAUUUUCUGUAGAGAACUCUCCCGGUUAUUCAUUAAAGUGAGAUUUGUCAGACAUAAAAAGAAAAUUUCAAGUUUAACCCCUUCAUUACCAAGCGGUUUGCAAAACAACCACCUCUAGAAGUAUUUUGGGUGUCCUAGAAAGUAACACGAUGUUGAAGUUGGCUUCUUAUUUGGUGAUAGAUCGCUUCUUAUUUGUAAUAAAUGUUAACUCGCAAGUUGGAAUAAACUUGGAAUUAAUAAUAAUUUAAAAUAAUAACUUAAAAACAGAGUGUAAAAUCAGAGUCCACACUCCUUGCUUUCGGCAAUUCAAUAAUAUUUAUUAAAAGACUAAUCAAACAAAUAAACAAUACAUAUGCAUUUAAAAUGGGCUAGUAUAUGUUGCUACUAAAACUAGUCAUUGAUUGAAUGGAAAGUUAUAUACCGUAUAUACUUGAGUAAAAGCCGACCCGAAUAUAAGCCGAGGCUUAAUUUUACCCCAAAAAACUGGGAAAACGUAUUGACUCGAGUAUAAGACUAGGGUGGGAAAUGCAGAAGCUACUGGUAAAUUUCUAAAUAAAAUUAGAUCCUAAAAAAAUUAUAUUAAUUGAAUAUUUAUUUACAGUGUGUGUAUAUGAUGAAUGCAGUGUGUGUGUAUGAUGAAUGCAGUGUGUGUGUAUGAUGAAUGCAGUGUGUGUGUAUGAUGAAUGCAGUGUGUGUGUAUGAAUGCAGUGUGUGUGUGUGUAUGAGUGCAGUGUGUGUGUGUAUGAGUGUGCAGUGUGUGUGUAUGAGUGUGCAGUGUGUGUGUAUGAGAGUGCAGUGUGUGUGUAUGAGUGCAGUGUGUGUGUGUGUGUGUGUAUGACUGCAGUGUGUGUGUGGGUGUGGGUGUGAGGCAGUGUGUGUUUGUGUUGCAGAGCCUUGGUGGGGGGUGGGCAUUUUUAUUAAAAAAAAUAAUAAUAAUAAUAAUAAUAAUAUUAUUUAAAUUUUUUGUUGUUAUAUUAUUAUUUUUUUAAAUUAUUUUAUUAUUAUUAAUAUAUUAUUAUAUUUAUUUAUUUUUCGUCCCCCCUCCCUACUUGAUACAUGGCAGGGAGGGGGGCUCUCCUUCCCUGGUGGUCCAGUGGCAUUGGCAGUUCAGUAGGGGCUGUUACUUACCUCUCCUGCAGCUCCUGUCAGCUCUCUCCUCCUCCGCGCCGGUCCGUGCAGCUCUUCUGUCAGCUCACACUGUAAGUCUCGCGAGAGCCGCACUAUGACCCUGCGGCUCUCGCGAGACUUACACUGGGAGCUGACCGAGGUGCUGACCGGACCGGCGCGGAGGAGCAAGUUGCUGACAGGAGCUGCAGGGGAGGUAAGUAACAGCUCUGCCAGCCCCCAGUCUGUAUUAUGGCAAUGUAAAUUGCCAUAAUACAGACAGUGACUCGAGUAUAAGCCGAGUUGGGGUUUUUCAGCACAAAAAAUGUGCUGAAAAACUCGGUUUAUACUCGAGUAUAUAUGGUAAAUACCAUCUAGGCUCACCCAAAAUGCCAUUGAUUUUUAUUAUUUAUGAAAUAUUAUACCAGGAAAGAUACAUUGAGAUUUCUCACGUUUUCAAGAAUGUCCUUCCUCCACAAAACAUUGCAUUGACACAAUAGGGUACAAUAAAAUACAAAAAAUAUUAAUACACAAUAUAAACAAAAUUUAACAUAGUAGGAAAUAUAGUGGAGUGAUUCGGGCGAAAACCCGAUUGAUCAGGGGUCAGAUAGUUAGAUUGUUGUAAUACUCACAUAGUUGCGUAUGGACGCAGAUUUUUGACAAUACUCGGAGCAUAUGAUAUUGGGCGAUGGUUAGAAACCAAAGUUGUGUCACCACUUUUCUCGAUAGGCACUACUUUUGCAGUCUUCCAAAGUUGGGUAUGUAUCCAGACACCAAGGAUUAAUUAGGGUUGCGACGGGUUUAGCAAUUGCCAGUGCACUGAACUUCAAAAGCAUUGCUGGGAUUUGACCAGGUCCAGACUGGUUUUUCAUUUUUAGAUUAUUAAGGUGUUUCUUAAUGACACUAAUAAGUACAGGUCUAAAAAUGAACUUGUCUAUAUUGGGUCUUUGCAAAUUUAGUGGGGCCUGAUCCACAUUUGUAGUUUCUGGAUGCAUGUCAUUUAUUAGUUUGGCAAUCGUGUAGUGGAGCAUCUGACGUUUGCUACAUCUAAGGGGAGUUGCAGGGUUUGGUUAUCCACUUUGACACUGUAGGGUUGGGAGUGGAUUGGGGGAGUUUGUAAUUUAUUUAUGACUUUCCAAAAGUUUAUUUUUCAGAUUUUCACAGAAAACCCCCUGUCAUCCAACAACAUUUUAGACUGAGCUAAACCACAUUUCGUAUCAACUAGUGGCACCAUCAAUUCAAUUUUGACUUUUCAUGCAACCAUUUUACCACCAACCUUUUGCCAAAUAAAAAAAAAAAAAAUAAAAAUGUUUUUUGUUUUUUUUGACACACAAGGCAAUUUAAGAAUACAUAUAUGGAGGUCCAGUGUGUCCCAGUACAUCACUAGCGUGAUAGACCCCAGCCACAACAUCUCCACUUCGAUCCACAAAGCACACUGCGUUUUUGCCACACACCCCGCAGAAUGCUAACUGCAUAGAAUGCAACUGAAAUGGUGGUAAGGGGUUAAUACAUAAGAGAAGGGAGUCACUCUAUAACAGAAAUUUACAAGGUUAUUUACUUAAGUGAUAAUUAAAAGUAAUUUUAAAGUUAUAGCCAAAUUAGAAAAAUGCUAUGCUUUCCGCUUGGCGACAUUACCAUAAAAUUUUUAAUUCUCACUUUGUAAAUAAGCCUGCUAAUAUAAAGGGAAUUAAAACUUUAAAGGGAAACUCCAGUGCCAGGAAAACAAUCUGUUUUCCAUGCACUGCAGGUCCCCUCUCCCUCCCACCCCCCAUCCCCGGUUGCUGAAGGGGUGAAAACCCCUUCAGGUCACUUACCUGAGACCCCGCCGAUGUCCCUCGGCGGUGGUUUCUGCUUGCCACCACUCCUCCCAGUCAUUACGGCGGCCGAGGAGACCUAAUGAGCAUGCGCGGCAAUGCCGCUCAUGCGCAUUAGAGCUCCCCAUAGGAAAGCAUUGAAAAUGUUUUUUCAAUGCUUUCCUAUGGGGAAUUGAGCAAAGCUGGAGGCCCUCACUCAGCAUGAGGACGUCCAGCGACGCUCUGGCACAGGUUUUCUGUGCUAUAGAGCAGGAAGUGCCCUCUAGUGGCUGUCUAGAGGUGGAGUUAACCCUGCAAAGUAAUUAUUGCAGUUUAUAAAAAAAACUGCAAUAAUUACACUUGCAGGGUUAAGGGUAGUGGGCAGAAGUGAUCUGGGUGCCUGGAGUGUCCCUUUAAGGGUUACUACCAAAGAACACCCCAAUAUGUGUUCAGCAACAUCUCCUGAGUGAUACACCCAAUAUAUAGGUGUGUCGGGUUCUCUGGGGGCUAAAAGACCUUAUCUGGAGGGUGCGCAUUCCAGUUUUCCAACCUGGAAUUUUCACAGAUGGUCAUCAUGCACCCAUGUCCUAUUUGGGAAAUUUUUGAAGCCGGCCAAUGUAAUUUACCCCAUCAAACCAUAUAUUUUUGAAAAGUAGGCACCCUAAGGUAUUUCAAAUGGUGGUAUUUUAUCACAUUCCAUGCACUAAUUCUACCACCAGUCUUUGUUAAUCUUUUGGAUAGUCAUUAUUUUUUUAUUUAUUUUUUUGUUAUUUUUCUCUCACAUACUUUAGGCAUGGAUUCUCAGUUCCUGUUAUGUGUUAAUGACAAAGAACACCCCAAUAUGUGUUGAGCAACAUCUCCAGAGUAAAACAGUGCCCCCAAUGUACAGGUUUUAUGGGUUUUUGCAAACGUACAGGAGUCAAAUGUAGGGCUUUCCCCUUUUCCAUGUUUGCACGUUGAAGUUUGCAAUAUUGGUUUGCUGGGCCUGUGUUGCCUUUGAGACCAUAUAGCAGCCCAGGAAUGAAAAUUAACAUUUUCACCAUAAAUAGUCAUUUAACUUCUCUACAUCAGAGAAAUGACCAGUGAGACUGCAGGGGGCAUGAUCUAAACACCCAAACCAGCAUACGUCUACAGUAGUUUUGGCCAUAAACUGAUCCUUUACGCUUCCUCUACAAAAUAGUGACUUUUUUUUUUCCAGUAUCCUUCAGCUAAAAAAUAUAUAUUUUUAAUUUCAGGGAUAUGGAAAAGCUGACCACUCCAUCACUGCUGAAAAAUUGAAGAAGGCAUAUAGCGGCUAUGAAGUGAUUUGGUCAGAUGACAAGAAAUGAAUGCCCAUCUCUGUGAUGCGUGAUGGAAUGCAAAAUGGUCUCUAUCUAACAUGGCCCUUCAAAUUACAUAUUCUUCAAUAAAGUUUAUUUGUAGAUGAAAGUCCCAAGUCUUGUUUGUACUCUAGCUAGAGGUAGGUCUUGUAGUUGAUUAAUCUUAUUUGUUUACUAUGUUUUCACAGUGUUUAAUGAAGGAGUCAGUGCCAUAUUUUCUCAAAAAGCCAGUAGGCUAUAUUAUCAAAAUGUAAUAAACUUUAUUUUUUUUUAAUUCAUAAUAUAAACAGAACCGCGGAGAACCAAUAAUAGGCUGUUCAAUCAGUCUCUUGUAGAAAAAGCAAUGUCACAAUGUUACAGUAGAUGGAGACAAAGUAUUAACAUUGUAAUUAUAUAACCAGAUGACUCCACAGGAAUUGAUACUGUGUGAGUUCCAACAAAUAUGGGGAAUAGAUUGUCUGCAUAUAAGCUUUGCAGGUGAGAAAAUCGGUAGGUUAAAGACAGGCAACAAAUCCAGGAAUCGCAGAGCAUAAGGGCUGUUCAGUAUACAAAGCCAAGUAGUCAGAAUCUUUUAUAUACAGGCAGAACUGAAGUGUCUAAUCCUUUGGAAGAUGGCGAGUGAGCAUUCCUUACCAGCAACAGAAGGUAUUGGAGAGAUUUGUGAUCAAAAUGUAAACCAGGUAAGCCUGUGGUGAAGCAGUUAGUACAGCAAUAACACACUGGAAAUAUGGCUUUGACACUGUGCACAAUAAGAGUGUGUUCGAUGCACUGACAGAUAAUUGAAAUAUUUCGCGUAAAUAUCAGUGCUCUGGCGUCCUGACUAAAAAGUUUGAGGUUUUUAAAGUGAUAGGAACAACUCAAUUUCACUACACCAGCUUUGCUUUUUAAUUUAUGGGUCCAAGUGAUUAUACUCUCUGACAACAUGUACGCAUACUCUGUCAUCAAUAAGAGCAUGGUAAUGUGGGACCCACUGCAGUUAAAUAAUGAAUUGAGUAUUAACUAGGAAGGGGAUAGCAUACCCACCUCUACUUUCUGACAUCCACGUGUUGGUGGAUAACUGCAACACCUGUUACUGUAAAUAUGAAAAAUAUAAUGUAUGUGUAUUAAUAAAAGCACCUUAAACCCUAUCACAUGCAGCAUCCAUCUAGGUGAGAACAUCACGUAUAGCACCCAUUUUUUGCUGCCCUGCUCUUGGCCAAAAUAGUUAAUCAGGAGUGCACCUACUUAUGUAAUUUACAAACAUAAAUGUUAUUUGUUCAUGUGUUAAUAAACAUUGUCUAUGUACAUGUGGAGCUGUGAGUUUAUAAUCAAUUUCAACAACCUAGAAUAGUAUGGAACAAAAAGCACACCUUCACAAAUUCCCACAAUACAUACAAUAGCAAAAAUUUACAAAAACAUCCAAAUUAGGUGGUUAUUAAACACAGUAGAACUAUAUAUUUAAAUUUAGUUACCACAAGACCAAUCUGACCAUGUGUUAGUCCAGAUUGCAACCUUUAAAUAAAUUCCUAGGGUGUGCAAUUCUUUCAUUAUUUCCAUUGUCUGACUGGGUAUUUUCUAAGGUUCCAAGAGGGUCCACAUCCAAACGCUCAAUGUUCACUAACGGUUCAGGAUAUCAGCAUUCCCCAAUUCGUUUCAAUUUGAGAUAUUAAGAAAUAUUGGACAAUUGAUGUGGUUUUAGGCCUGAUAUGAAAACCACUGCUAAACAAACUCACACAUUCUAUAUAUUCUAAUUUAGUUACCACAAAACCAAUCUGACCAUGUGUUGCCCUGAGAUAAUGUGUUAUAAAUGUGUGUGUUUGAUUAGCACUGAUAUAUAUGUGACCUUGAUUAGCACUGGUUUCUUUCUCAGUCCUCAAACCAUAAAUGUCCAAACCUUCUUAGUAUCUCAAAUAGAACAGAAUUGGGGAGUGCUGAAAUUCAUGAACAUUGGUGUACCUUGAAAGUCUGGAAAGAGACCCACUUAGAGCCCUAAGAAAAUAUGCAUUCAGACAUUAGAAAUAAUGACAGGAUUGCACAGCCCGGCAAUCUGAACGAAUGGCACGAUCUGGGAAAGUGGUAGGAGGACAGAUGACAAUGUACCCUUGUAACUGCGGCUGGUUCCCUUAUUUACCACUAUAACAUCUUAAAGCAUAGAACUUAGCAGGGUUAACCAUACAGAUAUCUUAGCCACAUAUUAUAUAGUUAGUAAGUAGAGUUGAGUGAACCCGAACCGCAAAGUUCGUGUUCGUACCGAACAUUACUGUUUUUGGACCCCGGACCCGAACACGGACAUUUCAGUGUAUGUUCGUGUUCGGUGUUCAGCGAUUUAAUGGCGCGUUUUGAAAGGCUGCAGGGCAGCCAAUCAACAAGCAUUUGACUUGUUUGCCCUUAGAAGCCAUCACAGCCAUGCCUACUAAUGGCAUGGCUGUGAUUGGUCAGUGCAGCAUGUGACCCAGCCUCUAUAUAAGCUGGAGUCACGUAGCGCCUCACGUCACAUGAGCUCUUAUUAGUGUAGGGAGAGGAUGCUGCAGCUGUGAGGGACAGCUUAGGAAAGAAUUCUGGUGUUGAAUCUGCAAACUCCAGUGAUUAUUCAAACUCCAGUGAUUAUUUUAGUGGGUGCUAUACUACAUUUUUGUACCCUGCCCUGAGCCCAGUGCCACAGAGAGUGCAGUGCACUUGCAACUGCAUGUGCGCCAGGCACAUGACUUUAAUCCUGUUCUGGUAGCUCAAUGAGCAACAUCUAGGCAUUUUUUAAAUACUGCAAUUUUUUUGCUGCUAAAUAGUACAUUUGCGUCCUGCGGUGCACUUCAUAUCUGAGAGUCAAAUAGAACCGUCAAACACUGUGCUUACAGCGCACUUUUAAAAAUUCUAAUUGUUUUGGGUGCUAAAUAGUACAUUUGCGUCCUGCGGUGCACUUCAUAUCUGAGAGUCAAAUAGAUCCGUCAAACGCUGUGCUUACAGCGCACUUUUAAAAAUUCAAAUUAUUUUGGGUGCUAAAUAGUACAUUUGCGGCCUGCGGUGCACUUCAUAUCUAAGAGUCAAAUAGAACCGUCAAAUACUGUGCUUACAUCGCAGUUUGACCCAUUCAAAUUUUGGGGGUGAUAAAAAGUAAAUUUGGGGUGUGCACUUCAUAUAUGAGAGUCAAAUAGAACCAUCAAAUACUGUGGUUACAGUGCAGUUUGACCAAUUCAAAUUUUUUUGGGUGCUAAAUAGUACAUUUGCGGCCUGCACUUCAUAUCUGACAGUCAAAUAGAACCGUAAAAUACAAAUAUAACAAUAUUGUAAUUCGGGGGCAAUACCCUCACAAGUCAAACUGAGAGGUCAGUUUAUAGGGAAAACUUUUGCCUGGAUGCAGAACGGCAAGGAGGGCAGGGUUGAGGAGUGGGUGGAAGAUGAUGUGGAGGAUGAUGAGGUCCUAGACCCCACAUGGAAUCAAGGUCAUGCGAGUGACGUGUGCAGUUUGGAGGAAGAGGCGGUGGUCGCACAGAGGCACCAGCACAGCAUAAGAGGGAGCAGGGUGCAAAAGCGGAGUGGCCGUCCCCUAGCGCUCGUCGGCAUGUAUUAGCUCGGGAAUUACCACAUUUAUCCAAGUAACAGAUGGAGCGAUCAAAGUUCCAUAAGAGUUGAGCGAACCCGAACUGCAAAGUUCAGGUACGUACCAGAUUUAAUGAGCCAUUCAAAGUUUUACAACAGUCCGGUGACCGGGACCCAGACACUGUCUGGACGGCGGUCGGACUACCGGGACCCAGUAUGCCUGAUGUUGAAGUUAGGAGUCACAGUGUGGAAUGGAUUAGCAGGAUCUGGUGCAGGGUAACCGCACACCCCCUGCUAUUGAGCACCAGCGUUUGUACGGCCACAUACCAGGAUCCUGAUGCAGCUUCAGUAAAAAAAGCAUUGGAUACCAGAAGCCAUCACCAGACUGAUCCACAACUUGGAACAGGAUGUGACAUUCACUGUAGCGCCUGUGCACGCUUUUGACAUUCUCAUCCUGCUGCUGCUCGCCUGUCUGUGCUGCAGCGUAACUUUGGCCUUCCCGCUCACCGCCUCAUAUGCGACGUGCCCACAAGGUGGAACUCCACCUUGCACAUGCUGGAGAGACUGUGCGAGCAGCAGCAGGCGAUAGUGGGGUUUCAGCUGCAGCACGCACGGGUCAGUCACUCUGUGGAACAGCACCACUUCACCACCAAUGAGUGGGCCUCCAUGCGAAACCUGUGUGCCAUGUUGCGCUGUGUGCCAUGUUGCGGGUUCCUGCACCAGCAUAGACCAGGUACACAAUUGUCCAGCAUCUCCAUGGAAACGUUCAGCUGUCCAUCUCCCAAACACUGGAGAGAAAGAGGGAGUGCCACCUGCGAUCCCUGGCCCUUAAUGCCAGCAUUUCAAAAUUUGUGGCCUUUGAAAUGCUGUCAUUCCGUCUGGUGGCGACGGACAGCUUUUAAAACCUGAUGGCGUUAUUGGACUGCAAGAAAUGCACUGCAGGCCGCAAAUGUUUCUUUUUUUAUAUGUCCCAAUAUUUUGGGGGCUACCCCAAUUAAAAACAAACAAACAAAUAAAAAACAGUGUUGGCUACCUCCUCCACCGACACGGUCACCGCCUCUUCAACCUAUGGGUCACUUAGUAUAAACUAUGUACACAAUAGCAAAGGCUUGUGAAGACCUUUUCUCCAUGCAUCAAGAGUUGAGCAUUUCUCCAUGCAUCAGGACUGCAAGAAAUGCACCGCAAGCCGCAGAUUUUUCUUUUUUUAUAUGUACCAAUAUUUUGGGAGCUACCCCAAUAAAAAUAAAAACAAAAAAAACUGUGUUGGCUCCCUCCUCCACCGCCGCUUCCACCUACACUGCCACAGUCACCACCUCCUCAACCUAUGGGUCACUUAGUAUAAACUAUGUACACAAUAGCAGAGGCUUGUGAAGGCAUUUUCUCCAUGCAUCAGGAGUUGAGCUCAGUUUGAACAAUGAUAGAGAAUACAAGACAAACAGUACAAAAUUGUGGCUAUUUAGCGCUGAUUUUUUUCUGUUUUUUCUAAUGAAAGAGAAUACCCUGCACUCCAACCCUCUGUCAAAUGGAUAAUUCUGGUGAUCCUCCUGACAGCCAUGCUUUAGAUUUUGAUUUAUGUUCUUCCAAAGCUAAAAUCAAAGAUUCCAUCUAGUGCUAUUUUAUGGCUCAGUUGUAUUUUUAAUUUUUAUGUUAUUUUAAGUGAUUUCCCUAUCCACAUUUGUUUGCAGGGUACGUAUCUUACUCUUAACCCCACUUUACUUCCUUUUGCAGCCCUCUAGCAAUUUCCAGGACUUUUUAGAGGCAUGUUAGUGCCCAAACAUCCGGUUCCCUAUUGAUUUCUAUGGAGUUUGGGUUCGAGGUCAAGUUCGAUCCCGAUCCUGGAUUUUUUUUCCAAGUUCGGUCGAACCCGAACAUCCAGGUGUCCGCUCAACUCUAUUAGUAAGAGAUCCUCUAUUUAAAAUAUAUAAAUAAUUGAGAAUACAAUAUAAAAUAAAGAUUGUCUUGGAAGCAAUAAAGUUUUGUAAAAAUAUAAAUAUAGACAUAUAUUAUUAUGAUAUUUAUAGAGCACCGGCAAAUUCCGCAGCGCUUUACAAUGGGUGGACGAACAGACAUGUAGUUGUAACCAGACAAGUUGGACACACAGGAACAGAGGGGUUGAGGGCCCUGCUCAAUGAGCUUACAUGCUAGAGAGAGUGGGGUAAAAUGACACAAAAAGGUAAGGAUAGUAUUAGACUAGUGACAGUUGCAGAAGAGGAAUCAGUCAGGAGCUAUUAACAGUUUAAUUGAUACGCUUUUAUGAAGAAGUGGGUUUUUAAUGAUUUUUUGAAGGAGUGGAGACUGGGUGAGCAUCUAACGGAGGAGGGAAGUGAGUUCCACAUGAACGGUGCAGCCCUUGAGAAAUCUUGAAGGCGCGCAUCAGAGGUGGGAGUACGGGCAGAAGAUAGAC
Messenger RNA from Pelobates cultripes (western spadefoot toad), 13541 nucleotides. The record is from the annotation of a GenBank genome assembly. NCBI's taxonomy places the organism in Eukaryota, Metazoa, Chordata, Amphibia, Anura, Pelobatidae.